This is a messenger RNA of Amblyraja radiata (thorny skate), 3200 nucleotides long. RefSeq names its product scaffolding CK1 anchoring protein D (gene sack1d). Bases 390 to 2144 code for a protein of 584 amino acids. Gene Ontology annotation, biological process: signal transduction; regulation of ERK1 and ERK2 cascade; protein localization to mitotic spindle. NCBI's taxonomy places the organism in Eukaryota, Metazoa, Chordata, Chondrichthyes, Rajiformes, Rajidae. The transcript has 4 exons. The record is from RefSeq and is a predicted model, not a curated record. Gene Ontology annotation, molecular function: protein kinase binding. Gene Ontology annotation, cellular component: cytosol; mitotic spindle pole.
CUCGGGACUGGGAUCUUUGAAUGCUUUGGCUCUUUAGCUGUCCAACGACAGGGGCGGGGUUGAUGUUCGCAGAGGCGUUUUUAUAGGCUGUGAGCACAGAGCUUUGAGGUCCAAGAUAGACACGAAGUGCUGGAGUUACCUUUAAAGGUUCAAGACGGGCAGCAGAGUCGGUGCUGGGACGUCCGCUAGCAAGCUCAGGUUUGGAGGGGACAAGACUUCAGGCAGCAAGUUCCAAUUUUGAGGGGGUUCAAGACUUUUAAAGGGGCAAGUAAUAAUCCAGGGGUGAGGUCCAGGAGACCCAUUGAACCUCGAGACGGGAGCAGCGAGAGUGGGGGAAUCUCAGGAGGACCACCAGGAAGGUCAAGGUGUGAAGUAUCUCGCACCGCGCCAUGAAUGACUCCCAGUGUUUGGAUGACCUCCCUAUAAUGUCCCGGUGGACCGCCAUGGACAAACAAGAGGUGGGGGUUCGCGACUUCUACUGCGAAAGCCAGCGCUUGGCCCUGGAAGAGUUGGUGUCCGGUGGUCGAGAGGCUUACACCGCUUUCCUGGACCGGGAGAAGAUGCCUGGCUUCUUGUCGGGCGAGGAGAUCGCCGAGAUCUCGAGGUCCACCGUCAGAGCCUCCGAGUCCAUUGGCGAGACUCUGGAGCAGUCUUUCACCGGCUCCCAGGGACAAUCCACCGGGACUUACUUCCCUGAUGUUUCGGACGUGGAAGUCCCCAAUCUGGAGCUGGGGUGGCCCACCUUCCCGGGCAACGGGUACAGAGGGGCGCCUGAGGUGGAGGUGCAUUUCCAGCCCAGCUACGGCGACCUCAUCUAUAGCUGCAAGGAAGCCAUCAGGAACCUCAUCAGGAAGGCAAAACAGGUUAUUGCAGUAGUGAUGGACUCAUUCACCGAUAUCGACAUUCUCCAAGACCUCCAUGAAGCCUGCAGAAGGAGAAGAAUCCCUGUCUAUAUCCUUCUCGAUCAAUCUGGUCUCCCACAGUUUCAACAAAUGUGCCGGGAUGCUGGUGUCUGGGUGGAUGAAGAGAGGAAAAUGAGAGUCCGCACUUUAAAGGGAUGUACUUAUUACUCGAGAACAGGAGCCAAAGUUAUUGGAAAAGUCCAUGAAAAAUUCUUGUUAAUUGACUGUGAGAAAGUAGCUACAGGCUCCUACAGCUUCACUUGGACGGAUGGCAAACUGAACCGCAGUAACCUGACUGUGCUGUCGGGGCAGUUGGCAGAAUACUAUGAUGAAGAGUUCCGAAUACUGUAUGCCCAGUCGGAACCGGUACCUUCCACGCACAAUGGCUACGGGAAUCAAGCUAUUUACGAGGAGUUCACGAUGAAAAGAUUGCUGGCCAAAGACCCCGCGCUCGCCAAUGUUCUAAGACAAGGAAUCAUUCAGUGUUCUCCAAGAAAUCUCAAACCUGCCGAGAAAAGGCGACGACAAGAAAACCCUGGGUCAGCCCUGGACCAGCGUGGGUGUGAAGCAUCGACCCUGGACCAGCGUGGGUGUGAAGCAUCGACCCUGGCUGAUAACGUUCCACUGGUGCCUGAAGAGGUGAGGACCAUUUCGACGCAGACUGAGCCGCAGUGGAUGCCAGAGGCCGGGAUGCAGGGGGUUUCUACACAAACCUGUGCUUUAACAAAGGAGAUGGAAACCCAAACAUCAUUCAUCUCUCAAUCGUCUGAAACUCAGACGUCUGCUGUGACUGAGGUCGUUCAACGGGCUCAAGUAAUAACUUCUUCAGUGCUGGUGUCGCCCACUACAGUGGGUGACGGCGAGACUACGGACUUGCCCGAUCUGCCUCCUGCCUCCACUGCCGAGUCCACGGCCAGUUCAAGUAGUUCAUCUGGUACCACUGGUUCUGAGGGUCAGCCUUGCCGCCUAGCUGCCGGGUACCCGCACCUGGCCCACCACAGUGCCGACACCUCGCUGAGGAACUACUUUCAGAAGCUGAGCAAAGAGCGGCAGCUGCACUACUCCACCAUCCGCUCGAAGCUGAACAACAUGGUGGCCAUCCUCUCGCGGAACCGGCACCUGAAUGCCAUCCGCAGCCGCGAGCCCGGCCAGUACAACGCGAGGGACGGGAGAGAGUUGACGAGCAGGGUCUUCAGCCUUGGCGGCGUACCCACUAUGGCUUCAUUCACACUGCGCAACUGACCACCAAUAGAUUCUGCACCCAAUGAUUUGUGCAGUUAUGCAAGCACAGGCAGUGCAAUGGGUAGCACUUCAACAAAACAACCAGAAUACAUGCUCAAAGGAUGAAUUUUAGUUGUUUGACCUUGCGGGAUAAGCUUGCAGCUGUGCAUGCCAACGUGCACUUUAUUUAUUUGCAUGGAGGAAACAUUGUCUGUGGUUUUGAUGCAUUAUUUUUCUCCAAAGACUGUCUUUUUAUUUAAAGACCAGAGUUUAGCUCUCUCGUCUCUGCAUCUGAUGCUUGAUUCAAACCCCACUCGAAAGAUUCCAACCUUGUACUCUGUUGUAGUACUGAAGGAGCUCCGCGUUGUCAGAGGUGCCACCUCUACCCGUGACUCCUGCCUCCUAUGGGUAGAUAUGCAAGAUCCUACGUAACAAAAAGUACCAUUGUUUUGUACAACUACUUUACACUGUAAGUGUUAGCUUUUCCUUCCCUUUUUGUUGUCUGUAAUACAGUACCUGAUUUUCUAUUUGAUAGUCAAAGAUUGUGGUUAGAGACAUAGAAAAUAGGUGCAGGAGUAGGCCAUUUGGCCCUUCAAGACAGCACUGCCAUUCAAUGUGAUCAUGGCUGAUCAUCCUAUAUCCUGCCUUCUGCCCAUAUCCCUUGCUUAUGAUAGAUGGAGUCAAAAUUGGGUGGAUAAUGAAAAGAAAUGGAUUCUCCUGAAGGACUCAAAUUAGUUUGCAUUUUGUAAGCGCAUGGAAUAAAAUAUGGGAACAUUUUUAAAUCUUUAUCUCGGUUCCUUUGAGGGACAUAAUACAAUUUUGGUAGCUAAUUAAUCACUGCUUUGAUAUCUAACCACACUGAAAGAAAGAUGAUUUAUUGAUUUAGUUUGGAGGAUAAAGACAAAGGGGGAUUAUUUUCCUGUUAGUCUCAAUAGAUUUGUCCCAGGAUUCAGGAACUGACAUCCAGGGCCCCUCAUAAAAAGCACAAAUAAAAAUUGCUUGUAUUUUUUUUUUUCAGGAUAAAAACAUGCUGUUCAUAAUGCCCCUGUCCCACUUAGGAAACAUGAACGGAAACCU